Molecule: messenger RNA, 765 nt
Organism: Symbiodinium necroappetens
Lineage: Eukaryota; Dinophyceae; Suessiales; Symbiodiniaceae
Source: the annotation of a GenBank genome assembly
AUGGAGUUUGUGCAGAAGGCCGUUCGCACGAAGCAGUACCGGGGCGAUGGCCAAACUUUCAAGCUCAACGGCAAGAUGCUCAAUGCCUCCCUCAAGGGUGCCGUGAUGCUGCCCACGGUGCCGACUCCUGAGCGUGCUCGAGGCGAGUUGGAGCCUGGGCUCCGGCCGGAGAUCGUGGCCCUGGACACCCUGGAGGCGGUGAGGCAACUGGCCCAGGAAGGCUUCUUGGACCCAGGCGUCUUGGUCUUCGCGAGCGACACGAAUCCGGGCGGGAGCCGCAAGGGGGCCAACGUGGGAACCCAAGAGGAGGCCCUGUGCCGGCUCUCCACCUUGAGGCUGGCACAGGAGCAGCUGGAGUAUCCCAUCCCAACCUUGGGCGUGGCCUACGUCCCUCAGGUCCAAGGGCUGCUCCCUUCGGGUGUGGUCGGCUUCGGCGCCGUCUGCUCGGCUUUGCGCCAGUGCCUGGCAGACGAGACCCCCACUGCCAAGGAGGCCAAGUUCCUGGAGGCCAAGGUGCAAAGUGUGCUUGGGACGGCGGUGGCCUUCGGCCACCGCAGCCUCGUCCUCGGCGCCUGGGGCUGCGGGGCCUUUGGGAAUCCGCCCAAAGCGGUCUCCAAGGCCUUUGCAAGUCAGCUCCAACUCGACAACUUCCAAGGCGCCUUCGAUCGCGUCCUCUUCGCCAUCCCCGACGACGCCCUGCGCCGGGCCUUUGUGGAAACCUUUGAAGAAGCCUUUGGCGAGGCUCUGGUGUGCACGCCGCCCUAG